AUGCAUGCCGGCGAAGGGCCCGGCCCACCGCUGGAGCUCCUCCGUGCAACGGCAGCUGCCUUGCACGGUUCCGGAUGCUGGGACGCAGCGCUGCUGGCCGAGGUGGUCCGGACGUUGGACCGGCUCGCACCCAACCAGAAGCCACCUCCCAGUGGUUGCUUCGUGGAGUUGGCGGAACACAGGUGUUUGCUGCUGAGGCUCUCCAUGGCGAUGGCUGGCACAGCAAGCGCCGAAGUCGAGCCCAGGAGGAGCCAUACUCUGGCAAAGCCGCCUCCGGCGCCGUCUUCACCUCACAGUCCUUCAUUCGUAGAGGAGGCGGCCACCUUGCCGAACAUCUUGAACCAGAGUGCCGACUGGCGCGGUCGGUACAAGCUCAAGCGACACACGGACACCUGGUUCAAGGCGAAAUGGCAGAUCCAGUUCAACCUCAACUUUUCCGAGACGGGGAGCUUGUAUGUCACCGUACGGUGGCCAAAGUUCGGGCAGCCGGCGGUCGCGCGCCUUGGGCGCUGGUACAAGGAUACAGGAGGCAGAGGCGGAAUCGCCAUCACCUUCGAAGCCGAGUUGCCCGAGGGACGGCGGGAAGGCGGAAGGACGCGCGAUGGCCAGGUCUUCUCUUGGCAGGGGCAUCUCGUCUGCUCACGGGGCUGCCCGCACUUGGAGGGCACGGCAAGGAGUCGAGUCAGCGACCUUUCCUACGAGUGGUACGUCGUUCCCCCGGAGCCUCUAUCACUCCUCAGAGCUCCGAUGCUGGACCUUUUCGGGGAGCCGGAUGAAACUUUGAUGCGCCCGUACAGCCUUCUGAGCUUCAACAUUGGCUUCUCGGGGCCGAAGAUGGAGCAUUUCGCCCACGCCCUGAGGCUGACGCCGGUCGAAGGCAAGGAGCCAGCCACGCCGCUGGAGCUGGCGGCGGCUGCCGUUGCCAACAGGCAUCAGUACAGCUACGUCCAUGGCCCGCCCAGCGUGGGCAAAGCAUCGAGGCAAGGUGUGGAGGAAGAGACCUUUGGCCUGUGCCAAACAGCCGAGCGUCAUGAAGGGGACGCCGACAGCGGCCAGGGGUGCAGCGCAGCUCAAGGCUGGGAAUCACUGGCGGCAAGCCAAGCGCGCUGGUGUUCGACGAACGAGGUCCUGAGCUUGAUUGGCGGAGAGCAGGACCUCGCGGAAGGCAGCGGUGAUGAGGUGCAGAUGGCUGAGCCUGCGCCGGGAUCCGUAGAGCGAUCUCCAACAGCCAGGACGGGGGCUGCCGUCAGCGGCGACACCACGGAGCGCAGCAUGCGGUCCAGGGUGACGGAGUCGCCAGGUGCUCGUAGCACCCGCUCCUUUCCACUGCUCAUCCCGCCGCCGCUGCGGCGGGCAAGCGCGCGCGGAGGAGAGCGCCCGCCUUGCUCCAUCCGGGCGAAUCCGCCCUUGGGCCGCUGGGGGCUCGGAGCCAGUUCUCAACGCUUCGGAGGCGAUGCACAGAAGAACGAGGAGUCGGCGCGCCAGCUCCGUCUCCAGGCGCUGUCGGCUGCCCUGGACGGGGAGGACGUGGGCCGGGAGCGGCAGCUGCGCUACGCCAUCCUCAUGCGCAUCCUGGAGGUCCGUGUUUUGAUCUCUGCAAGUCUUUUUGGCGACCUGUUUCUUUGCAUGGAAAAGCCGAGUGCGUCUGGCCUCCAGGACCUGCUUGCGCCAGAGCCUUACAGCAAGCUCCGCAGCAGUGGCGGGGAAUCGGAGCCAAGCCAGGAUCAGAUUGGUGAUUUCUUUGUUGGCCUGCUCCCAGACGAGUCCAAGGCCUUCCUGUACCGAGCGCUGCAGCUGCGGAACUCCGAGCAGGUCCUGGCUCGGCUCUCCGAGGACUUCGCCGCUUCGGAGGAGCUGAUGAAGUCUGCCCUGGUGGUUGCCAUGAGCGGGCUGGUGGCGCCCUUCACCAGCAAAGGGCCAUAUCCUCGGUCCUCCAUCACGGUCGACACGGACCAUGAGUAUCAUCCAAACGAGGCUGGGGGAUUCAACAUCGCCUCACCCGCCGUUGGAGUCUUGAACAGCAGCUUGCGCACCUGUGGGUGGCCCCAGCAAUGCAGGGAAGAUGUUGCGAUGGUGCAGGCGUGA
Symbiodinium natans is the source of this 2085-nucleotide messenger RNA. The record is from the annotation of a GenBank genome assembly. NCBI's taxonomy places the organism in Eukaryota, Dinophyceae, Suessiales, Symbiodiniaceae.